AUGGACGAACUGACAUUCGUCCCCCCAACCAUGCGCGCCCUGUACUUCCGGCCAGCAUCAACCGCCAUAACCGACACCACAGACCUGGAUCUCCCCAGACAGGACUCGGACCUCGUCUACGACACGGACUUCAUGACGCCCCAGCCAGCCGCAAACCAAUACUUGGUGAAAGUCCUCACAGCAGCCUUCUCCCACGACGAGCUCCGCCUCUCCAAGCUCCUCAACCCCUCCAAAUCCUACCCCCAAAUCCCCCUCCACAACUUCUGCGGCACCGUCAUCCGCACCCCCCCACAAGACGACUACCUUCCCUCCGGCCCCAAGUUCAAAGUUGGCGACGUCGUCUUCGGCAUGAUCAGCCACACCCACGACGGCGCAGCAGCAGACUACGUCGUCGUGUCCUCCUCCGAGAUCGCCCUCAAGCCCAAAAACAUCUCCUCGGCAGAAGCAGCCUCCAUCCCCCGCCCCGCCCUCACAGCCUGGCAAUCCCUCUUCAAAUACGCCGCCCUCGACCCAGACAACUCCCACACGCGCCACCGACUCCGCGUGCUCGUCACCAACGCCUCAGACAGCGAAGUCGCCUCGCAAGCAAUCCAACUCCUCCGCUCCCCCUCCCUCUUCCCAACAGACGACACAACCCACCACCACCAUCGCCCGUGGAUCUGCGCAACCUGCUCCUCCAGCUCGGACCAAGCGCGCCUCGUCCGCACACACGUCGACGAAAUCAUCCACGCCCCGCUGCCCCUCCCCGAGGAAUUCAACCUCGCGGACAUCUUCAAGUCCCGCGGCUGGGCCCCCGUCGAUAUCGUCCUCGACUGCGCUGGCCAGCAGAUCUUCCGCCAGGCGCACUCCCCCUCCGUCAUCAAGGACAACGGCGUCGUUCUCACGGCUGUGGACUCCGAUGCUGCGGGCGAUAUGCCCAGCGCGGAUAGCGCCCGGUUCUCGAAGAAGGGCAUCCUCAGCCGCUUUGUGACUGUCGUGCCGGAUGGGGAGGCGCUGGGGCGUAUUGCGGAGUUGGUGGAGAAGCAUGAGCUCCGGGGGAGGGUCGAGUCCACUAUUGAUUUGGUGCAGGGGGCGGAUAUUCUUAGUGCAGGGGCGGCUGGGGCGGGGGGUGCGUUGCGGGGGGGUGUUUAUGUGUUUAGGGUCAAUGUUCAGGUUUCUUGA
Messenger RNA from Aspergillus campestris IBT 28561, 1161 nucleotides. Its product is annotated as NADP-dependent oxidoreductase. Lineage: Eukaryota; Fungi; Ascomycota; Eurotiomycetes; Eurotiales; Aspergillaceae. The record is from RefSeq and is a predicted model, not a curated record. The transcript has a single exon. The coding region runs from base 1 to 1161 and encodes 386 amino acids. Gene Ontology annotation, molecular function: oxidoreductase activity.